This is a messenger RNA of Danaus plexippus (monarch butterfly), 1319 nucleotides long. RefSeq names its product prostaglandin reductase 1-like. Gene Ontology annotation, molecular function: 15-oxoprostaglandin 13-reductase [NAD(P)+] activity; 2-alkenal reductase [NAD(P)H] activity. The record is from RefSeq and is a predicted model, not a curated record. Bases 47 to 1057 code for a protein of 336 amino acids. The transcript has a single exon. Gene Ontology annotation, biological process: prostaglandin metabolic process. Lineage: Eukaryota; Metazoa; Arthropoda; Insecta; Lepidoptera; Nymphalidae. Gene Ontology annotation, cellular component: cytoplasm.
UUGAGACGGUCAGUGUCAUUUAUACGUUAAAUAUAUUGGCGUCAACAUGGUUAGGGCUCGGAAAUACGUAGUGAAGAAGAAAUUUGAUGGUGUACCGAAACGAGAUGAUUAUGAAAUUGUUGAAUACGAAUUACCGCCAAUACAAAAUGGCGAUAUUUUGGUGAAAACUGAGUGGAUAAGUGUGGACCCUUACCAGCGUGCAUACCAUGACAGAUAUCCAAUUCCCUACGAUCAGUUUGGAUUUCAAGUUGGGAUCGUAGAAGAUUCCAAGAAUCCCAAAUUCCCCGUCGGAACGAGGAUUGUUUCCCAUAGGGGAUGGUGUGAUUAUAGCAUUAUCAACUUAAAUGAUGGUAAUAAAACGUCUUUUGAUAUCACUUACAAGCUACCCGAUUUAAAAGGUCUUCCGAUAUCUCACGCUAUCGGGGCCGUUGGUAUGGUUGGAGCUACAGCUUAUUUUGGUUUCCUCGAAAUCUGUAAGCCUAAGGCUGGAGAAACUGUUGUGGUCACUGGAGCCGCGGGGGGAGUGGGUUCGUUAGUGGGACAAAUCGCUAAAAUAAAAGGAUGCAAAGUCAUCGGCUUCGCUGGAACAGAUGAUAAGGUACAAUGGUUAGAAAAGGAAUUAGGAUUCGACAAAGCCUUUAAUUACAAGACAGUUGAUGCCAGAAAGGCUCUUAAAGAAGCCGCUCCGAAUGGCAUAGAUUGCUACUUCGACAAUGUAGGCGGCGAAUUGAGCAGCAUUAUCAUGAAUCAAAUGAAUAACUUCGGUAGAGUUUCUGUCUGUGGAAGUAUAAGUGUAUAUAAUGAAGAUUUUAGCCAAUUGCCUAAAGCUCCUAUUGUACAAGUCGAUAUUGUUAUGAAGCAAUUAAAGGUCGAGGGAUUCCUUGUACCGAGAUGGUUGAACCGUUUUCCCGAGGCUUUUUCUGAUAUUGUAAACUGGAUCCAAUCUGGACAAUUAAAGGCGAAGGAGCAUGUGACAGAGGGUUUUGAAAAUAUAUUUGACACAUUUGUCGCCAUGUUAUCCGGUGAAAAUACCGGUAAGGCUGUCGUUAAACUGUAAUUACUUAAUGUUUUAUUAAAACAUAAUACCGUUUAUUAAAAAUUUCGUUAUUUUUAUAUAUUUUUCGUACUCGCUAAGAAGAUUAUCUUUAACUUAAUCAGAUAAAACAUGCCUAUAGUAUUAUCUGGAUUAAUAUCAGCAAGUCACUUAAAUAUUAUCAAAAAUAUCUGUGACAAACAUGUGGCUACUCAUGGUACAUGGUACAUGGUACAUGGUCUACAGAUUAAAAACUAGCAAUGAACAAUUUUAUUCUCUAGUUGGA